Molecule: messenger RNA, 294 nt
Organism: Acaulospora morrowiae
Lineage: Eukaryota; Fungi; Glomeromycota; Glomeromycetes; Diversisporales; Acaulosporaceae
Source: the annotation of a GenBank genome assembly
AUGAGGCAUAAGAUGGAUCGUCAUGAUUCUGGAAUGUAUUAUGACGAGGGUGAUACUUCCGAGUCUGAUCUUGACUCAGAUAUAGAGCCUGAACCCGAAACUCAAGCUUUUGUAACUAAACCAAUUGAUCAAAUACUUCUAAAUCUGAAAUUGAGGAUAUCUAGCCCGUCCGAUUUAUCGGAGAAAGAGGUCGCGAAUAUGAUCAAGAAAAUUCUCUCAGGUGCCCAAGAUAAUAAACACCAAAAGAAUCAUUUUGCAACAUACCUCCUACACAUCCACCAUCCAGAAGAUUAA